AUGACGUCAGAUGGAGCUACGUCAACAUCAGCAUCUGCGAGGAGGAAACCGUCGUGGAGAGAGAGGGAGAACAAUAGGAGGAGAGAGAGGAGAAGAGCUGAAGCUUCAAAGAUAUACAAUGGUCUUAGAGCUCAAGAAGUUUGCACAACAACAACAACAGACAUUCUCUGGCUCUAUGGUGCCGACUUCUCCUCACUUCAAUCUUGUGAAACCUCCCCCCGUGGCCCAGCAGAGAUGUCUCCAAAUGCUGCUGCUAAUGAGUUCCAGGGGAUUGGUCAAAGCUCCGAGUUUAAGUUUGAGAAUAGCCAAGUUAAGCCGUGGGAAGGAGAGAGGAUACAUGAUGUUGGUAUGGAGGAUCUUGAGCUUACACUUGGAAACGGGAAGGCUCGUGGUUGA
Eruca vesicaria subsp. sativa (arugula) is the source of this 396-nucleotide messenger RNA. NCBI's taxonomy places the organism in Eukaryota, Viridiplantae, Streptophyta, Magnoliopsida, Brassicales, Brassicaceae. The record is from the annotation of a GenBank genome assembly.